Exophiala aquamarina CBS 119918 is the source of this 936-nucleotide messenger RNA. RefSeq lists its product as uncharacterized. Lineage: Eukaryota; Fungi; Ascomycota; Eurotiomycetes; Chaetothyriales; Herpotrichiellaceae. The coding region runs from base 1 to 936 and encodes 311 amino acids. The record is from RefSeq and is a predicted model, not a curated record. Gene Ontology annotation, molecular function: methyltransferase activity. The transcript has 3 exons.
AUGGUCGAAGAUACCAACAUCUUAGCGAGCACCCCUACAUAUUUGUGCGAUUAUCGUGACACACCUUUGGACUACGCUGACCUGCUCCAGCCCAACGAUGAACAAGAGCAGGACCGACUGGACAUGCUUCACCAUAUAUAUCGGCUCGUGCUGGGCGGCAAGCUAUACACAAUUCCGCUUGUGAGCCCACAACGAGUACUGGAUAUUGGGACUGGCACGGGACUGUGGGCGUUACAGUUUGCGGAGUGGGGCCUCAUAUGCUAUGCUAGAUAUUCUGUGCUGACGUGGUUCCAGCGAGUUUCCCGGGGCAGAAGUAAUAGGACAGCGCCGAAUUGUCGCUUCAUUAUCGAUGACCUCGAGCAAAACUGGGCUUACCCCACCGGCAAAAGUUUCAACUAUAUCCACCAGCGCAGUUUGUCCGGCAGCAUCGGAGACUGGACAAGGUUAUACAAGCAGGCACUGGCUAACCUUCAGCCCAAUGGCUGGCUUGAGAUUCAAGAAUUCGAAGUCUGGUUCUACUCACAGAAGCCCGGGGGCUUACCGAAAGACUCGGCUAUCACUAAAUGGCAGAAUUUGAUCGAUGAGGGGAGCCUCCAACUUGGACGGCGCCUCAAUUAUGCAUGUUGUUUCAAAAAUCAUCUCGAAGAGGCUGGGUUUGUGGAUAUUCAGACGCAGGUCUUCAAGGCUCCGAUAGGCGCAUGGCCUAAAGACCGCAAACUUCGUGAUAUAGGGAUAUUUCUCCAAGCACAAAUGAGCCGAGCCCUCGAAGCUGUCACACUCGGAUAUUUCACCCGUGCCCUUGGCUGGUCGGAACUUGAAACUAAGGUCUUUCUCGCUCAGGUGAGGAACGAGUUUAAUGAUCGAUCACAACAUCUUUACACGUUUUGCUGGUUUGUUUCAGGCAGGAGACCUAUGGAUACUAGCAAUAUCAUCUAG